Molecule: messenger RNA, 807 nt
Organism: Penicillium nucicola
Lineage: Eukaryota; Fungi; Ascomycota; Eurotiomycetes; Eurotiales; Aspergillaceae
Exons: 2
Coding region: 1-807 (268 amino acids)
Source: RefSeq, a predicted model, not a curated record
AUGAGGCCGCUCUUCUUUAGCCAUGUCGAAAGUUUCUGCGGCUUCAUCUCACUGGACUUGAGGGAAGAUUGUAUGUCCUCCGCGAAACCAACGGGCAUUGCCUUGACCAUGGGACGGUGUUGUGCUGUGCGGCGCCUCUCCUUAAAUUCGCCUCUAAAAGACCCAAGUAUUCUUGCUCCAGAGUUGUCUACCUUUCUUGCUCGCCUCGCGAAUCAAGCCGGUGCGCCUUACAUACACCAGCGUCCUGUGACCUUCCCCACAGACCGGGAGAAGAAGAAUUGGCAGAACGACCUCCCAGAGCCGGAUUGGGACAAUCGAGAUACCUUCUCGGGCUUGCUGCGUGCGAAGAAGGGACAAAGAUAUACAUGGGUGGCUCUUGUUAGCUCCUGGACAUCGACUUGGGUGGGCAAGACAGCUGCCGAGUGGGACGAUCUUCCCUGGCAUGCCUGGGGUUUUGCUGCGAUAAAGUCCCAGAGGGGAAGAGGAAAGCAUAUUAUUAUCUGGGACUGUGAUCCCCGUUGUCCUUUCAAAGACAGCGAUGAUAAGCGCACUCCAACAAAGCGCCCUGGGGAAUAUAUGCUCCCAAUUCAACGAAAACUGCUGCCAGAUAGCAAGGUUUCAGCGGAUGAAGAUGCUGCUAGCAUAAAUGAGUCCACCUCAAUGAAUAGGGAGGCAAAUGGAGAAGAGGCAGAAGAACCAGCAAGCGUCAUAUUGGAGUUUUGGGAUACAAUCAGCGAGAUUGAGAGGCAAACGCCUCAUGAUCGUCCUGCACAAGAUGAGAUGAUCGAGAUCCACAAACGAUUGUAA